Bursaphelenchus xylophilus (pine wood nematode) is the source of this 2257-nucleotide messenger RNA. The record is from the annotation of a GenBank genome assembly. NCBI's taxonomy places the organism in Eukaryota, Metazoa, Nematoda, Chromadorea, Rhabditida, Aphelenchoididae.
AUGGCACGUGAUGCAGAAUCUCAUGAAACGGUAGAAAAUGGAGGAUGGAAACUUGUACGCGAAAUUCCAAUAGCAGGUACUGGAAGAUGCACCGUUCAACGGAGAGACGGGAAGACACUUACUCAAACCGAAUUUUUGAAUGAGUAGGUGUCCUAAAUGCGGUGUUAAUAGAAUUUAUCAGAUUUGCAUACACACAGCCCCUUAUCAUUUACAACGUCGAGAAUGGCGAAUUCGCCCACAAAACUGGCCGAUUGGAAAUGUUGAAGAGCUUUGAAGACACGCCUGUGACUCUGAACUCGGCUAACACGCACUCUUACACUCGCGGUAAGUAUUCCGAAUUGGAGCCGAUUGUAAAAGGGAUGUCUCAAAUGCCAUUUACUCACUUUAAGUUGUAAUGUUUUAGUUCCAACCACGUUCGGCGACUAUUUGAGCACUCAUCUGAAACCGCAGAGCUUGGAAACCCUGGGAAACGGUAAGACGUUUUUCUACACGCUUACUGUCUUUACGAAAAUGUGCAGACUUUCGCGCAAUCAACCUGUAUGACAUCAUGCUGCCUUAACAUAAACUAUAUGAUACUUCCGAUCGCGUGCGUUCAACUCUCGUCAGUAGUAGAAAAAUGAAGGCUGAACGACUUUUGUAGAGAUGGGAAUAGCAUGUCAAACUAAAAUUAGAGGCAAAAAAUUGCUGAACAGCAGAUCGCCAGAUACGAAAAAUUAAUUUUUUUUGUGUUGGAUGCAUGAGAGUUUGGAAAACGGAGAAUUCGGUUGGAAAAAAGUUCCGAUUUUUUCUCAAAUUGCCGAACCAAGAAAUGACAACUUCAACAUUUUUUGUGAUUUUAAUUUUAAAAAAAUCGGGCGCAAUUUCUAAAUUGUAGCGCAUAUUUUUCCAAACCAUCAAAAUUUCUUGUGCAAGGCGGAAAAAUAAUUGGCAAAAGCGAUUUUUCGUCGGAUCGGUUGCACACUUUUUGCCUGAUACCUUUCAAGGAAGACAGUUUAUAAUUUGGAAGAACUUUGGGAGAAUGAUUUUUGGCUACUUCAAAUCCCAAAGUUUUAGUAAACCAUUCAAAAUUAUGCAUCAAAAAGCGGCUUAUGUCAAACGAUUAUUUAAAUAUAAAAUUCGGAGUUUUCUAAUUCCCUUAAUUUAUUUUAGAGACCCUGUAUCUGUUCGGAGAUAUUGAUCCAGAGCUCUGGAAGCCGCUACUUUCGGCUUACAAACAGCCCAAGUGGACGGUGCCCGAUAUGGAGCCGGCUUUGAGUUUCGGGAUCGCAGCUGUGGGGACCGGGGUUCCAUUUCAUUUUCAUGGGCCCGGAUUUGCCGAGGUCGUUCAUGGAAGCAAAGUGAGUUUAAUACUUGAUGGGCUAUCAAAAUAAAAAUUUUUACAAAAACAAGAGGUAAAAAAUCUUGAGCAAUUUUUAUUACGAGGGCUCUUCGAAGUGACACUACAAGAUUAAGAUGAUAAAACAGGCACAUAAUAUUGUUGAUAGAUAAAAUCCCGUAUUUUGGAACGUGGAAGAAAAGUGAUAUCAUAAGAAAAAAUGAAUGGAAUCUCGCCAAAAUCAGCCAGAUUAAAUCCAUUUCCCCUGUUCAAAUGAUCGUUUUAAACUGAGAUCGGCCAGGAAUUCCUGGGCCAAGAAGCCUUCUCCAAACUCUUCCAUGAGCUAGCUCCUCCUUUUCUUUUGGAAAUUUACGACUGAUUCAUGUGAAAGCCGGGAGGUUCCGGCCGAGCCCUCACGUGAUUUUCAAGCCGCGAAAACUUUGAAACAUUUGACCGAAUUAAACCCCAUUGUCCGAGAGAAACGCGGCCGAGGUCAAACUCUAAAAAUAAGAAAACAAAGUUUCGGAUUUGAAUAAAACAUGACAUUUGAUUAUUAUGUCAUGUUUUGAGUGCCGAAAGUGAUUAAAUUUUGAUGAAAAUGCGCAAGUAGUGGGUUCGAUUCGAUAUUCGAAAGGCUGGAAAUAAAAAAAUCUGAUGUGAAAGUGCAACGAAAGAUUCGGACCUUUUUUUCAGCACUGGUUCCUCACCGAACCCGACCGUAAGCCCGCUUUUGAUCCGGACCGUUCCACCUUGGACUGGUAUUUGAACGAUUACCCAAAGCUUGAGGAAUCCGAGCGUCCGCUGGAGUGUCUAAUGAAGCCCGGCGAGCUCAUUUACUUCCCGGACAAAUGGUAUCACGCAACCUUGAACAUGGAAACCUCCGUGUUCAUCUCCACGUUUCUCUCGCCCGGAGCCAAAACUCGGCCAAAAACCGAGUUCUAA